GCCUAACAAAGCUUAUGGGGAUUUCAAGUUUCAGGAUUCUUGUGUUGGUUCUUCUGCAAAACCGAUUGUCCCAGAAAUGGCAAUGACAUAAUUUCCAUCAAAAUGUUAUAAUUUAUUCAAAAUAACUUAUUUUUGUUAUCGCAUGUGGUUUUUGUGUUUCCUUUUGGCAGCUAUUUCGUGUUAAUUAUUUAUAGGGAUAGUGUUGGUUAGUGAUUACAUGAAAAAUCAUUGAAAAAGGCGAAUUGCGUGAACGCCCAUUUGUUUUUAUUUAUAGUUUUGUAAAUAUAGGGCUGAAAUGGAGGAUAUUUCUCAGUGGUGUAAGGAAGGAAAUGCCCUGCAGGUCAGGGUAUGGCUGGAUGAACCUGAACAUGACAUGAAUCAGGGGGAUGAGCAUGGCUUCAGCCCCUUGCAUUGGGCAGCCAUGAAGGGCCACUCAAAGAUUGUAGAGAUGCUUUUACAAAGGGGUGCAAGAGUAAAUGCUACGAACAGAGGCGAUGAUACUCCCCUACAUUUGGCAUCUGCCCAUGGCCACAGAGAUAUUGUACAGAUGCUUCUAAGACAAAAAGUGGACCUCAACUUCACCAACGAGCACGGCAACUCCCCGCUGCACUACGCGUGCUUCUGGGGGCACCAGGACAUCGCCGAAGACCUGGUGCACCACGAGGCCAAGGUGGCGAUCGCCAACAAGUACGGCGACACGCCGCUGGACAAAUGCAAAGGCAACCUGGCGAAAGUGCUGCACCAAAUCGCGGUCGAGCAGGGCCAAGACCUCAACAAGAUCCAGUUCAAGGACCAGUCGUGGUUGGGAAUGAAGACCAGGACCAGAGACGCGACCCUAUCGAGGCAUAAAGGCAUCAACUUCAACGAUUUGAAGUUGAAGAAGCAGAUCGGUGCCACGCACAGCGGGGAUACCUACUUUGGGUACUGGCAGAAGAACGAUAUUGUGGCGAAGAUUCUCAAUUUGAAGAAGUACACGUCGAGAAUGCAGAGGGAUUUCAACGAGGAGUUCCCGAAGUUGAGGAUCUUCUCGCACCCCAACAUUCUGCCGGUUAUCGGUUGCUGCAACAGUCCGCAGAUGUUCGUGGUCAUCAGUCAGUAUCUGCCCAACGGUUCCCUCUACAACGUGCUGCACGAAGGGGGCGGUAAUAUCGUGGUGGAUACGGCACAGGCGUUGAGAUUUGCUAUCGACAUCGCCCGCGGGAUGGCGUACUUGCACAGCCUGGAAAGAACAACCCCCGAGUACAGCUUGAACAGCCGCCACGUGGUGAUCGAGGAGGAUUUGACGGCGAGGAUCAACAUGGCGGACGCGAAGUUCUCCUUCCAGGAGAAAGGUAGGAUCUACUACCCCGCGUGGAUCUCCCCCGAAGCCUUGCAGAAGAAGAUCGCCGACCGGAACUGGGAGGCCUCGGACAUGUGGAGUUUCGCCGUGCUGCUGUGGGAGUUGGCGACCAGGGAGGUGCCCUUCGCCGACCAAUCGCCCAUGGAGGUCGGGAUGAGGAUCGCGCUGGAGGGUUUGAGGGUCUCCGUCAAGCCCGGGAUAUCGCCGCACCUCUCGAAGCUCAUCAAGAUCUGCAUGAACGAGGACCCGGGUAAGCGCCCCAAGUUCGACAUGAUCGUGCCCAUUCUCGACAAAAUGACCCGUUGAUUUUGCGUUUUUCUCUUACAAAUAGCUUUAACCUCGUCGUUAAUUAGACUUACAGCGUUGUUAUUUAUUCUCGUGCCUUAUGUAAUACACAGAAUGAUAUUUUCGUGACGCAAUACAGAUUGUUUGAAAAUGUACAUGUGUUUAUUAAUUUUAAGAUUUAAGGUGCUUACUAGAGAAAUAAUAUUUUAUUAAUCAACUGACUUUUACAAGUAUUAAAAUGUAUCUACUACAUAUUUUUGUAUGUAACUCUAGAUUAGAGUGUAUUGUACUAAAGAUUGGCUAACUUUAUUAUUUUAACUACACAUUUU
This is a messenger RNA of Brassicogethes aeneus, 1953 nucleotides long. The record is from the annotation of a GenBank genome assembly. Lineage: Eukaryota; Metazoa; Arthropoda; Insecta; Coleoptera; Nitidulidae.